Carassius gibelio (silver crucian carp) is the source of this 626-nucleotide messenger RNA. RefSeq names its product 28S ribosomal protein S6, mitochondrial. The record is from RefSeq and is a predicted model, not a curated record. Gene Ontology annotation, cellular component: ribosome; mitochondrial small ribosomal subunit. Gene Ontology annotation, biological process: translation. The transcript has 2 exons. Lineage: Eukaryota; Metazoa; Chordata; Actinopteri; Cypriniformes; Cyprinidae. Bases 26 to 385 code for a protein of 119 amino acids. Gene Ontology annotation, molecular function: structural constituent of ribosome; small ribosomal subunit rRNA binding.
UCGCCAGACCCCAGACAGCGGGGAGAUGCCGCGGUAUGAGCUGUGUGUGAUCCUGAAGGCGAUGCAGAGGCCGGAGACCGCGGCGGUGCUGCGGCGCACGGUGGAGACGCUGCUCGCGCGCGGCGCAGUGGUCCGGAGUCUGGAGAGCCUCGGCGAGCGCAGGCUGCCCUACAAGAUCUCCAAACACGACUCUCGACACACGCACGGAGGAUACUUCUCCGUGGACUUCCACGACUCGCCGAGGAUCGUCAGCGAGCUGCUGGAUCACCUCGAGCGGGACAUUGACGUGCUGCGCCCGACAGUCCUAAAGAAAGACCCCGAGCGUCUUCAGGCGCUCUGCUGCGGAGCACAGGCUGAGAGAGCACACACUGCCACCUCCAGAUAAACGACUGGCGUCUUCUGCUGGAUCGUAUGAAUGGACUUUUGUAACAAGACAAGCUAAUAAAUGUCUGCAUCCUUUUUAUAGUUUUGGAGAAAUGCAUUUACUUCAGCUAAUUAUGUGUUGUUUAUUUCCACAAAGAACUAUACAUAUGGCCUCUUUGCGGGAUCAGUAUUUUUGGAAUAUUUAAUAUUAAUAUGACUGCUUCAAUACUGACAAGCUCAUAAAUAAAUAACAUAAAAAUGAA